This is a messenger RNA of Klebsormidium nitens, 1520 nucleotides long. The record is from the annotation of a GenBank genome assembly. NCBI's taxonomy places the organism in Eukaryota, Viridiplantae, Streptophyta, Klebsormidiophyceae, Klebsormidiales, Klebsormidiaceae.
GGUUCUCUAAAUUGCAAUAUGGCGGCGGAGUGGAGUCUUCAGACUCUUCACCAGCGAAACGAUCAAGCUCAGGUUUGCGAACUCUGGGGCCUGCCUUUUCAGAUCUGCAGGACAACGCAAGUGUCUUUCAAAAGUCUUCCAACUUCAAGCAAGCACUUCCAGAGGAGCUGUGCCUGCUCUAUCCAAAAUUUUCAGACGCCACCUCUCCUAGCAGCCUCCGACUUUGCUUUCAAGACUGAAACUGAGCCCCCUCUCCUUGUGUAAGUUCGCAAAAAGUUGCGAUGGCCGUCCGGUGGCAGGCGCAAGGCCAGCCUGCUGUCACCGAUGAGUGGUUGAGCCAGGCAGCAAACUCGAGGCAUCCGCCAGAGGAGCGGCCCUCGGUGCGUGCGCACCGGUUGACUGGCGAUCUCCGAGACACACGAGAAACGGCCAACAUGAGCGUGGUGGAAGACUUUGACUACUGGCGGGGGAAGCCGGACCUGGCGGUGGCGGUGGCGGCCAUUAAGGCGCUGACAGCUGUCAUCAAACGGAGCAAAGCGACCACCAUGAUGGGCCUCGAGAUCGAGCUCAAGAGGGCGUCCGAGGAGCUCAAGGAGCGAGAAAAGUCGUCCAUCUCACUUGCGGCGGGCUGCGAGUUGUUCCUGCGCUUUGUCACGCGGACGUCAGCACUGGAGCACGAGGACAUCAACGCGGGGAAGGAGCGGCUCAUCGAGCGGGGGGAACAGUUCUCGGAAAUCUCCAUUAAGGCGCGGCAAACGAUCUCCAAGGUGGGCGCGGACUUUGUGCGGGACGGGUGCACCAUUCUGACGCACGGCGUGUCGAGGGUCGUGGUGUCGCUGCUCAAGCUGGCGGCGUCGCAAGGGAAACACUUCAGCGUCAUCUGCCCAGAGGGCCGGCCGGACGGCAAGGGCAUCCAAACGGCACGCGAGCUGACAGCUGUCGGCAUCCCGGUGACGCUGAUCCUGGACACCGGCGUUGCUUACGUCAUGGAGCGUGUCGACAUGGUGCUGUGCGGUGCGGAGGGCGUGGUCGAGAGCGGCGGCAUCAUCAACAACCUGGGCACGUACCAGAUCGCGGUCGUGGCGCGGGCUUUUAAUAAGCCGGUGUACGUCGCCGCGGAGAGCUAUAAGUUUGCGCGGCUGUACCCGUUGGAUCAACGAGAUCUGCCCUACGAUCCAAAGCCCGUCACCUUUGCCGAGCCGCUGCCGCCCAACAUGAAGGUCGACAACCCGUCCCGAGACUACACGCCCCCUUCUUGUCUAACGCUGCUUUUCACGGAUCUAGGCGUUCUGACGCCUUCCGCCGUCAGUGAUGAGCUCAUCCAGCUGUACCUAUGACAAACCUUGCAAUAGGGUUUCUAAUAUGCUCGCUUGGGUUCGAAACAUGAUAAGGUACCUACCCUUAAAAGGCCAGGAUCAGAGAUUCUCCGUUCAGGUAACGGCCGCUGUGUUUCAGCGCAGGACAGUAUUCACGUGUUCCAACAUCGUGUGGCGUCGCAUACGGCUGAUGUUGAAAUCAUG